UCUCUGGGGAUAUCCAAUGUUGUUCUGCUUCUAACUCUAUUUUUCCUGAGUUAAAUGAUGUUUGCAUGAAUUGGGUUGCUUGUCUUUUUGUCUAUAUCAUUCCUAGUCUUGACCUUAAUGAUGUUUGCAUGAAUUGGGUUGCUUUUCUUCUCUCUAUUGCUGUUACGAUGAUUCGUUUUAUUUGAUUGCAACUGAAGUAAUGUUUUAAAUAUAGAUUUUUUUUUUUAUAAAAAAAAAGGGUUUAAUCUGUACUUUUCUCACUCUUUCUUUCGUCUGAUUAUCAAGUGGUAGGUUGUUAACUUGUUUUUUUUCCAAAUUUUAAAUAUAUUGUUCACUGGUGAAGAUUCCCUUCAGGUUCACGCACGCUAAUUGUUUUAGUUCGCUGAAGAAACAUUUCUAAUCUGUUCUUUUUCUUCUUCUCUAAAUACAGGUCUUUAUGGUUUUCAUCAAACUUUAAGGCCUUUUAGCGGAUCGUAUCAAUUAAGAUUGAAGCGGGUGUUUCAUCCAAGUUCCAAGUUCCAACAAUGGUUCUUGGCCUAAGAACUAAGAACAGAAAAGGCUGCUUACAUCAGCUUGUUUACACUGUAAAUGUGAAGGAGAUUAAUCCUUGGACACCAUUGCAAUCACCGCGAUCGGCUCAAUCUGUUUUGCUACAAUGGGAAACUGGUGAUAAGAGUUCUGGAUCCAUAGCUUCUACCAUUGAUAAUGGAAAGAUUGCGUUCAAUGAAUCUUUCAAACUUCCAUUAACUUUACGUAAAGAAGCAUCUCGUAAGAGCACGAAUCAUUUGAGUUUCCACAAGAACUGUUUAGAGUUUUACUUGUAUGUCUCUCGGAAAGAAAAUGUGUCAAAAGCUCAACUUUUGGGAUCUGCUAUUGUAAAUCUUGCUGAUUAUGGAAUUAUCAAGGAAGCUAUAUCCAUUAGUGCUCCUUUUAACUUGAAGAAGAGUUCUAGGAACAUAGAGCAUCCAGUUCUUUAUCUUAAUAUCCAACCUUUUGAUAAAGAUAGCUCGAGCGCUUUGUCGAAAGAAGUGUCAUUAGACAAGGAUGGCAGUGAAUGUGUUUCUGAAUUCAUAAAUGAAGGAAAUGAUGAGGAAAUCGAGAUUGCUUCUUUUACUGAUGAUGAUGUUGAUGAUCUUUCCUCACGGUCAUCCCAUAUUACUUCUUCUUCUUCUUCUGUUUUCGAUCAUUCUAGAGAGUCACAUAUUCAACAUGAUAAGAAUAAAUCAGAAUCAGCCACUGGUGGGUUUGAAAGGCUUGGACUCACGCUUCCUUCUGCUGGAACACAUGUAAACUCGGGGGUAAGUCCAAUUGUUGAAGUAUUCAAACAAGUGAAUGGCAAUACUUCUCCUUCAUCUUCAGUGGACUUGUGCUCCAACUCUAUGAAUCCUGUAACUAAUCCUAUGGCUAUAGUUGCAUCCCCGGAGCAUGGUGCUACUACCAUUCCAGUGGAGACCAACUUAGACCGUGUAAAAGAUGAAGAUUUGUCCUACAACCCCAAGAAUCUUGUAACUUAUCCCAAGGCUGAUGUAGCAUCCUCAGAGACAAGUGUUACCAUUCCGGUAAAUACGAAUUUAGAAUAUGUAAAAGGUAAAGGUUUAUCCAACAACCCCAAGAAUCCUGUAAGUUAUCCCAUGGCUAAAGUUGAAUCCGCAGAGACGAGUGUUACAACUCCAGUAGAUACGAAUUUAGACCAUGUAACAGAUAACGGUUUGCCCAAUAGCCCCAAGAAUCCUGUAACUUCUCCUAUGGCUAAAGUUACAUCCACAGAGACGAGCAUUACCAUUCCAGUAGAUAUGAACUUUGACCAUGUAGAAGAUUCCCAUGCCAAAAGAGAGGGUGAUAGGAAAGCAUUGAGGCAUGACCGAAGUCAUGUAGACAGAUCUUUAAGUCGCAUUUCACAUGUUGGUCAGCGGAAGGAAAAUGAGGAAAAGACACUGUGGGAAGAUGAGCUGGAUAGCCAGAUUUUAAAUGCCAAGGAAUACUCUCCGCGGGACAUGUUAAGUUUUAUACAGACUCAAGAUUCUACAAAAAAUAAAAUCACUUGGAGGAGUAACACUUUUGCGUCCAGCUGUGAAACAACUGAAGUCAAAGGUGGCUUCAUUGCAAACGAUGGACAGAAGCAUGUGGCACCUGUUCAAUUGCAUUUUGACAACAAUGGCCUGUCAAAGAAGAUCCAGUUUAUGGAGAAGGAAAAGGAACAUGAUAUUUCCGAGGAGAUCUCUAAUGGUAACUCAAGUGAUAUGCUUAGUGAAAGGGAAGAAACUGUGAACAACUUUUCUAACAGUAAAUUUAACUCAGGUAACAGUUAUGGGCCACUAAAGAAUACUAAGUUCAUGGAGAAGGCAAAGGAAUCUGAUAUUCCUGAAGAGAUUCAUAAUGGUUCUACAAAGGAUACAUGUAAUGAAAGCGAAGAAGAUUCAAAUAGCUUUUCCAACAGCAAAGUUGAACUGGAGUCCAAAAUUGAAAUGCUUGAACAAGAAUUGAGAGAAGCUGCUGUUGUUGAGGCUAGUCUUUAUUCUGUUAUUGCAGAGCAUGGGGGUUCUAUAAACAAGGUUCAUGCUCCAGCUAGACGACUUUCUAGAUUCUAUAUCCAUGCUUGUAGAACAAGUAACCCAGAUAAGAGGGCAAAUGCUGCUAGGGCUGCUGUUUCAGGAUUGGUUUUGGUCUCUAAAGCUUGUGGAAAUGAUGUUCCAAGGUUAACCUUCUGGUUGUCAAAUUCAAUUGUACUGAGAGCAAUUGUGAGCAAUGCUAUUGGGGGAAUUCAGCUAUAUUCUGGACCAUGCUUAAAUAGUAGUAGCGAGGGAAUGGUGUUGGAGGACAACUCCCAUCUGCAAGAGGAAUGCAAUUCAACAGAAAGUUUUGAAGAGUGGGUGGACCCUCGGACGUUUCUACUUGCAUUGGAGAAGUUUGAAACUUGGAUCUUCUCCAGAAUAAUUGAGUCAGUCUGGUGGCAGACUUUGACUCCACAUAUGCAGUCGGCUGCUGCAAAGAGCUCAAGCUCAAGGAAAACAUCAACCAAAAGAUAUGAAUUAGGUGAUGAAGAGCAGGGGAAUUUUUCAGUCAAGCUUUGGGAGAAGGCUUUUAAAGAUGCCUGCGAGAGGCUUUGUCCCAUUCGAGCAUGUGGACAUGAGUGUGGUUGCUUAUCCAUGCUGGCUAAAUUGGUCAUGGAGCAAUUGGUGGGUAGAUUGGAUGUUGCAAUGUUCAAUGCUAUUCUUCGUGAAUCAGUGGACGAAAUGCCAACAGAUCCUGUUUCUGAUCCGAUACGUGAUUCGAAGGUUCUUCCCAUUCCUGCAGGAAAAUCAAGCUUUGGGGCUGGUGUACAAUUAAAAAAUGCUAUUGGAAACUGGUCAAGAUGGCUAACUGAUCUAUUCGGUAUUGACGAUAAUGACGGUCUCGAAGAUAGCAACGAAGUUGAUGAUGACAAAAAAGCAGGAUUUGAGGCUUCCUUCAAGGCCUUUGGUCUCCUCAAUGCAUUGAGUGAUCUCAUGAUGCUUCCAUCCGAUAUGCUUGUCAAUCGGUCCCUGAGGAAGGAGGAUAUUUCUGAGGUUGGGGACAAAUCUAUUACAAACUUUCCAUGUAUGGCAGCUCCAACAGUGUAUUCACCACCUUCGGCAGCUUCCCUAAUAGGCAUUGUCGGAGAGGUCGGAAGUCAAGCCUUGCGAAGAAGUAGAUCAGUGCUUAGAAAAUCAUACACUAGUGAUGAUGAGCUUGAUGAGUUGGAUUCACCCAUCACCUCGAUCAUUAUCGAGAACCGCAGCGACUCAACCCAUUCAAAAUCACUGAAUUGGAUGAGAAUGGGAAAGGGAGAGCGAAAAGUAAUUCGAUAUCAAUUAAUCCGAGAAAUAUGGAAAGAAGGCGAAUGGUAAAAUUUCUCAAGUUUUAACCCCCUCCCACUGUUCUUCACUGAACAUGGUUUUGUAUAUAAGUUCAUGACUUAUAGGCUGGUGUAUUAAGUUGUUGGAGUUUAACAGAAAUCGGUAUUUUCCAUCAGCUAUUCUUCUAGUUAUUAAGAGAUCAUAUCCUCUAUGUUAUGUUAUUUUGCAUGCCAACAAAAUCAAGCAUGUACCGUAAAGCUAACCUUAGACUUAAUUUUAUUUGCGCGUUUAGUUAAUUUUUUCUAAUUGAAUCAUUUUAAACCA
This is a messenger RNA of Gossypium arboreum, 4139 nucleotides long. RefSeq lists its product as uncharacterized. The coding region runs from base 525 to 3866 and encodes 1113 amino acids. The record is from RefSeq and is a predicted model, not a curated record. NCBI's taxonomy places the organism in Eukaryota, Viridiplantae, Streptophyta, Magnoliopsida, Malvales, Malvaceae. Gene Ontology annotation, cellular component: nuclear pore. The transcript has 7 exons.